Dissoconium aciculare CBS 342.82 is the source of this 1372-nucleotide messenger RNA. RefSeq lists its product as uncharacterized. The transcript is spliced from 2 exons. The record is from RefSeq and is a predicted model, not a curated record. NCBI's taxonomy places the organism in Eukaryota, Fungi, Ascomycota, Dothideomycetes, Mycosphaerellales, Dissoconiaceae. The coding region runs from base 276 to 875 and encodes 199 amino acids.
CCUCACACACACACCUACGCAUCCUUGGAACUCGCCGCUUUUGCUAUCGUGAAUAGAUCCACCCCUGCGGUCGUCGAGCAACAUAAACUUCGAGAAUCCCCAUUUCCACGGGCUCUGUUCUGAACCAGACGUUCACUUCAUGCAUGUUCAAAAAUAUCACAACUUUCUUCUUACAUCAGUGAACCAUACAAGAACUCCAUCGUUGCGCGACUGGAUCGUUUCAGCAAUACAGGCAUAUUUUUCCAAUUCGGACGGAGCUCUUCACACACAUCAACAUGACCAACAUGUACCCACAACCGUCAGCGUCUGCUACUCGGCCUGCAUACCUCGACAACCUCUUCCGAGAUGCGCCAGCACCCCAUACUCCCAGCCUUCACUCUUCCACGAGCAGCAUCUCAUGUAGCAGCACUGCCUCCAGCUACGACCUGCGAUCGGCCUUCCUCAAUGCUCGUCCAUUGACGCCGGCCCAAGAAACCAUGGACGACCACUUCAGCCUGCGCAGCAAGAAAUCCUUCAUCAACCCACGCAGGUUCCGCUUCGGCCGCAUCUUCUCGACUCGACGGACAGAGAUCACCGAGGACGUAACCGAGCCGGUGCUGCCCCCAACCAAUCCUUCGGCGCUCGCCCAAUCAAGCUGCGCCUCACCUCGGCGACCGUCAUUGCCCCUGUUACAGACCAGCUUCCCACCUCCACGCGGCGCAAGCACAUAUGCAAAGAAGCCAUUACCUGCCGUCCCACAAACACGUGCGCAGGAACUGACGUGUCGGCGUUGCUAUUACUCCAAUGCUCGCAACUGUCACGGGUGGGUCAUGGGUGGGACCAGCGGUGCUGCUUGUGAGACUUGUCUGCAAGCCGGAUUCUUCGGCGAGAAAUGAACGACCUGAGACAUCUGGCGUUCGGAAGACUCUUCGCGAAUUUCCUUUAUCUUCAUCAUCUCCUUCAGUCAAUUGAUACCAACACGGCGUAUUGGGGACAGUCUCACGGGCGAGAUUUGUCAUGCAUUUGAGAUUUCUACUGUAUCAACGAAACGGCGUCGCGGUGGCUGCAUUUUGUCGGAAGCGGCGUCAUCUGGAUUUUUGGGGGAGGGAUUGGAGCUGCUGCUGUUUUCUGCCGUUUCGGCAAUUCUUACGCUUUGGACGAGUACACAGAUUUCCUUUUUGUCAUCGCACAGGAUGUGCAGGAACAUCGGGGCACCUAUUGGGAGGAAUUUUUUCGGUGAUGGGCCCGCGAUUGGACUGGCUUCUGACCCUCGGGUCAAAGCUGAACAGCAAAAAAGUUAAGGUGGUGGUGGUGGUGGGCGUGGCGCAAUUGAUUACGUUGGGUGCGUCAGCAAAAAGGACUUGGGAAAUGAAUAGUGAUACCAACUGCAGUA